Molecule: messenger RNA, 1509 nt
Organism: Tarenaya hassleriana
Lineage: Eukaryota; Viridiplantae; Streptophyta; Magnoliopsida; Brassicales; Cleomaceae
Product: carboxy-terminal domain RNA polymerase II polypeptide A small phosphatase 1
Exons: 6
Coding region: 178-1101 (307 amino acids)
Molecular function (GO): phosphoprotein phosphatase activity
Source: RefSeq, a predicted model, not a curated record
UCUCUGUUUUUUAAAAUCACCAUCAUAGAGAGAGAGCGAGGACGACGAAACCCGGGAGUCUUACGGCACACUGCGCACGUUAGCGUAUCCAGCGCCACAUCUCUGUUUCACGAGGCUCCUUCUCCGUUCCAUUGAUCGUGCCGUCUCCCUUCCUGUGGGCUCGAAUCGGCGUGAUUCAUGGCUGAGUUGACUCAGGCCGAGGUGGUGUACUCGCCUCGGUCGCUUCAAGUGUGGAAGGCUCUUGUGAACUGGCUCGCUUUUUUCUACCAGAUCUUCCUUCAGAUCCUUCGUGCCGUUGGUUACCAUCACCUUCUCUCGUCCUCGUCGUCUUCCUCUGAUAAGGCCGUCGCUAAUGGGUUCAAACCCUUGCCGGUCGUCGAGUUGCCCGAGUUGGCGUCGGAAUCUCCCGCUACCGUAGAAAUCGCCUCAGGGAGAACCUACGGUGAACGCGAUGGCCAUGGCUAUGGCGGACGCUUCGCGAAGCUCACGGUUGUUCUUGAUUUGGAUGAAACUCUAAUCUGCGCUUACGAGACAUCCAGUUUGCCUGUUUCUCUACGCAAUCAAGCAAUUGAAGGUGGGUUGAAGUGGUUCGAGCUGGAAUGCAUAUCCUCAGACAAGGAAUGUGAUGGGAAACCUAAGAUCAAUUACGUCACGGUGUUUGAGCGUCCAGGGUUGCAUGAAUUCUUAGAGCAACUCAGCCAGUUUGCCAAUCUUGUUCUGUUUACCGCUGGUCUUGAAGGAUAUGCCAGACCACUCGUGGACAGAAUAGACACCAGAAAUGCAUUCAGCCUCCGUCUUUAUCGACCUUCAACAGUCAGCACGCAAUACCGCGAUCAUGUGAAGGAUCUGUCAUGUACAUCAAAUAACAUGUGCCGGACUGUUAUUGUGGACAACAAUCCAUUCAGCUUUCUAUUACAACCACUAAACGGAAUUCCCUGCAUUCCGUUCUCUGCAGGCCAGGCAAAUGAUACUCAGCUUCUAGACGUCAUUUUGCCACUUCUGAAGCAUCUUUCCGAGCAAGAAGACAUCAGACCGAUACUUUAUGAUAGGUUCCACAUGCCCGAGUGGUUCGAGAAGCAAGGCAUAUCGGCGACAUGCUAGACAUCGAAGAACCCUAAAAAAAAAGCCAAAAGGGUAAAACAAUAAAUUCUUCGAUUUAUACUUUCCGGGUCGGUUAGAGGGCAUAUCACUUCAUCAUGACCAUGACCAUGACCAUCACCAUCACCAUCACAGAAGGAAAGGCUUUCUAACUUCUUGUGACUACACAGAGGCUCAUGGAAGUCCGUAUAGUGAUUGCCUGUGAAUGCCGGAGAAGGGGAAUAAAGACCAAAGAAAAGGCGCAGAAAACAUGCCAUUGGGGGUAUAAUGUAUGAUAGAUUCGUCUCCAUUUAAGACAACCAUGUUUUUUUUUUUUGAAGGCGGAACCGGAUCUUGGAUUCUUACAUCAGAUUCUUUGGGUUCGUGUAAAAUUCCCUUUAAGAUUGUGAUUUUGUCAAAUGGUUUUAGUAA